AUGGCGGUCCAGCUUUUAAAUAACACCUUUACUUUCAAUCUUCAAAUUGCCAAAUUUGAUGUUCCUCCUGAAGCCAUAUAUCCGGUCUUUUUCACUGGAGCUCUCAUCUACUUGUUUGCUGUGUUGUGCAAUGUAACAAUUCUAGCACUGAUAGUGACCCAGCGAAGCCUUCAUAAGCCAAUGUUUUAUAUUCUAUUUAGCCUUCCCUUGACAGACUUAUUAGGAAUCACAUGUGCUCUUCCCAGAGUGCUCGUGGAUAUUAUAACACAAACAAACUUUGUUUAUUAUCCAACAUGUGUCAUGCAGGGAUUUUUACUGCAUUUGUACGGGGGAAGUGUGCUUUUUAUCCUGGCAGCUAUGUCAUUUGACCGCUACAUUGCUAUAUGCAAACCACUCAGAUAUAAUUCUAUAAUGACACCUUUUACACUUUGUUGCAUUAUGUCGUUGGUUUGGGGUCUUGAUAUUGCCUUGGUGCUUGUGCUGUUUGCCCUUCAGGCCAGAAUGCCAAAGUGCAAGACAUUUAUUGUUAAUGUGUACUGUAAUAAUUCUGCCUUAGUCCUACUCUCAUGCGGGGGGGAUACUACUGUAAACAAUAUUUAUGGGUUGGCUAUGACAGGAUUUAUGCAGGCUAUAAGUGUGGCUAUUCAGUUAUUCUCCUACAUACAAAUCCUCAUCACCUGCAUUUCCCAUGCACAAUCAGAGGCUAGAAUUAAGGCUGUAAAUACCUGUUUAGCACAGAUAAUUACAUUUUGUCUCUUUGAAAUAGUCAGUACCUUUACUAUACUCUCAUAUCGGUUUCAGAAUAUACCUCCCAAUGCCCAAAAACUUUGUGGCAUGAUGAUUUUUACCAUCCUUCCAGUUGUUAAUCCAAUUAUAUAUGGAAUGAAAACAAAAGAAAUUAGAAAUGCAUUCUUUGUGAUGUUGAAAAAACAAAAGGUUGCAUUCAUCUAA
This is a messenger RNA of Colossoma macropomum (tambaqui), 951 nucleotides long. RefSeq names its product olfactory receptor 52J3-like. The transcript has a single exon. Gene Ontology annotation, biological process: G protein-coupled receptor signaling pathway. Bases 1 to 951 code for a protein of 316 amino acids. Gene Ontology annotation, molecular function: G protein-coupled receptor activity; olfactory receptor activity. The record is from RefSeq and is a predicted model, not a curated record. Gene Ontology annotation, cellular component: membrane. NCBI's taxonomy places the organism in Eukaryota, Metazoa, Chordata, Actinopteri, Characiformes, Serrasalmidae.